Molecule: messenger RNA, 1718 nt
Organism: Betta splendens (Siamese fighting fish)
Lineage: Eukaryota; Metazoa; Chordata; Actinopteri; Anabantiformes; Osphronemidae
Gene: stk33
Product: serine/threonine kinase 33
Exons: 14
Coding region: 274-1704 (476 amino acids)
Biological process (GO): mitotic DNA damage checkpoint signaling; protein phosphorylation
Cellular component (GO): nucleus; cytoplasm
Molecular function (GO): protein serine/threonine kinase activity; ATP binding
Source: RefSeq, a predicted model, not a curated record
CACCAGCCGACGCUAGGUUGACUAGUUACCCAAAUUGGACUGUUCAGGGUUUCGGUUUAAUAAGAUCUAAAUUUGUUGUUAUAAAACGCUCGACAGCCGAGCAGCAAUCGAAUCACCUCAAUUGCCUUCCAUCUAACGUUAACGCAUCCCGAGCCUUUGAAGGCGCUAAAUGAGUUGACCCCGGUGUCUCUAACGUUGUGCGCUAGCUCCUGCACUUAAGCUAAGUCGUUAACGGGCAGUUGAAGAGCUGGGACCUGAAUCAACAGCCAUGAGAUGAGAGAAGCAGAUGUUACUGGAUUAGACAUGGACAUGGUGUCCCUACGGACCACCAGGGACACAUUGGAGAAGGAUGUACCUUCAAUACGCCUUGAGAAAGAUUCUGAACUUAGGGAAAUUUAUCAAUUUGGAAGAAAAUUGGGUCAGGGUAGCUUUGGAGUUGUUUAUGAAGCCACCCACAUUGAGACACAGACAAAAUGGGCUAUUAAAGAGGUUUGCAGACCAGCGGCAGGAAGUUCGAAAGUCAAGAUGCUGGAGCAGGAAAUAAACAUUCUCAAACAAGUCAAUCAUGCUUGCGUAAUACAGCUGAAGGAAGUCUACAACACAGCAAAUAUGAUAUAUCUGGUUACUGAGCUGUGCACUGGAGGUGAGCUGAACCAGCUGUUGCGGCAGAAAAAAUAUUUUACAGAGGACGAGACGAGGCAUAUCAUCCGUAGCUUAGCUGAGGCUGUUGUUUACCUUCACAAAAAAGACAUAGUGCACAGGGACUUGAAACUUGAGAAUAUUCUUGUGAAAAAUUCUGAGGAUGAUGAUGGCAGGAUUAAUAUCAAGGUGACAGACUUUGGAUUAUCGGAGCAGAUGAGUGGUGUUGGGAUUGACAACAUCAUGACAGAGACCUGUGGAACACUUAUUUAUAUGGCACCUGAAAUGAUGAGUGGUCGUGGUUACAGCCAGUGGUGUGAUGUGUGGAGCAUAGGAGUGGUCAUGUAUAUGCUGCUUUGCGGGGAGCCUCCGUUUGUUUCCAAAACAAAAGCAUAUCUACUUGAAGAGAUUAUGAGCAAAGAAGUCCCAUUUAAUCAACCCAUCUGGUCCAAAGUCAGUGAUGGAGCAAAAACUAUAUUGACUUGCCUUCUAAAAGUGGACCCAGCCCAUCGCAUGUCUCCAAGUCAGCUCCUGGAAAACCCGUGGAUUACAGGUGACACUAAUGUGCCUGCUACGCCGUCCAAUGUGCUGAAGAUGAUGCGUGAGCACCUGAAAGAAGUAGAGACAGGAACACAGACUCCGGAGGAUUUGUCCUUCACCUCAUCUGAAGACACUUUGGGCCAACACCUGGUCCCACAAGCAGAUGCACCAGGAACUGAGUGCAACCAUGCUAAAACCAGUCCUGUGAGAAGCAGCAGACCCUGCACGGCACUUGUACCCACUAAGACGACUAAACAGAGUGGCGGCAGCCUCCAGCAAGACAAGCAAAAAAACGGCCCAGAGGCCUCAGUAACACCUUCAACCAUCGUCACACAGGCUCAUGCUAGCGUGAAAGCCAGCCCACAGUCAAGUGCUAAGCAGCGCAGACGUCAGGACAAGAAGGACUUUAGUUCAGGACAGAACCUAAGCUGUGACUUAAGUAAGUCACAAAACCACAGGCCUUUCACCUCUAGUAAAAGUAAGAAACCGUUGCGCUGCUCUAAGGCUAAUUCCUAUUCAGAAUAAAACUGGAAAGUGGA